AUGCCUUCUUCAUCUUUGGAGGAAGUAUCUACGUCCGCGCACCACCAUGUGAUUAUUUCCAUUCAUUCCGAUGAUCAUGUUUCGAAUAAUAACAAUAAUGGAUCUUGCUCCGACAACAAUGAUGAUCCAAACAAAAAAGAUUUCGUGUCAAUUCCAAUCCAACAACCAACACCUUCCACAUCAACAACAACAGCAUUACAAACUCUUCCGAAUAAUGCCCUCUCGGGGUUUGCCAUCAAGUAUACAUGGAGAAACAUUCCUUUGGAAGUACUUGUUGAAAUUUUCAAAUAUUUAGACAAAGGGUCAUUAAGUGCCUCGUCAUUGGUGAGUCACGAUUGGUACCAUGCUUCUAAACACGAUUUAUUGUGGUAUGAAAAUUGUGUAGAAUUAUUUAAGAAAAUUUAUAGUGAACAGAUUGAUUACUAUGUAAGCGAGAGACAACGAAUUGGAUAUAUGAAAGUUUACGGAGAACCAAUUCCUCCUCCACCAAAAAAACCUCUAGUUGAAGAUUAUGUGACAUUCGAUAACGAUAAUAAGAUUGUUAGUAUUGGAACUUUGAGAGCUUUACAUAUCAAACAUGGAAAAAAGCAAUACAAGGAGCGAAAACGAAUUGCUAGAGAAAAACGAAUCAGACAGAUAAAAGAGAAGUAUCACAACAAAUUAAGAUCAAACACAAAAUCCUUUAUCAUAACUAGUGCUUCCUUACUGUAUGCUGGCUUUUUGCUGUUUUUCAUCAUGACUGGUAUUACUGAUGCAGUCGAUCCACUGUUGUUUAAUGCCAUUGGUGUACGGUGGCAAGUAUUUUCCUUCAUUCCAUUGUGGUUCGUUUUUGCGGUAGCUUUUUUAAUGACUACGUUUUUCACAUUCCUGGAUUGUUUAAGGGAAUUUCGUGAAGGAUUUUGGGUGGCUGCUGUUUUGGUGAAAGGAUUGGUUGCUUCUUUCUUAAUUGUUGCAGCAUUGACAUUUAUUAAUUUACUUCUGCCAUUCACUGAAAAAAUUCUCCCUAAUGGAAUGGUGUCAAGAACUUACGCCAUAUCUUGGUUUUAUGUUUUAAUUGUUCCUUAUCUCUAUAUUUUAGUUGCUAUUUUUGCUGUUCCUAUCGGAAGUUGCAUUUUAUGUGCUCGCACAUUUAAAAACGACAGACACGAAUUUCCUCGCAACUUGCGGUAUAUUAGUGGAGUGAAUUUUCUAGUGUUUCUUGUUGAAUCGUUUGUGAUCAUGUUAGGAUUUGGUUUGGAAUUUAUGGAAAAUGGCUUUUAUCUCAUGUAUGCAGCUAUUCCAUUUGCCUUAUUUUUCCUCAUUGGAUUUUUCACAUUUAUGCAUUACAUGAUUAAGAAAGUUAGAGAUGGUAGUAGAGGAAGAGCAUUUCCUGGAUCAGAUGCAGAAAUAUUGUUGUGGUUUAUGAUAUUUUCUGGCCUUUUAUUUAUCAAUGUUGUCGUAGUGUCAUUUUCUCCAUUCCUUGGUCACUACACAUGGUUUUCAUCAUUGCCUCCACUCACUUGUGCCUUUGCAUUCACUAUACGAUCUAUUACAAAAUAA
Messenger RNA from Naegleria fowleri, 1539 nucleotides. RefSeq lists its product as uncharacterized. The record is from RefSeq and is a predicted model, not a curated record. The transcript is spliced from 5 exons. NCBI's taxonomy places the organism in Eukaryota, Heterolobosea, Eutetramitea, Acrasida, Naegleriidae. The coding region runs from base 1 to 1539 and encodes 512 amino acids. Gene Ontology annotation, molecular function: protein binding.